Molecule: messenger RNA, 1256 nt
Organism: Tarenaya hassleriana
Lineage: Eukaryota; Viridiplantae; Streptophyta; Magnoliopsida; Brassicales; Cleomaceae
Product: calmodulin-like protein 4
Exons: 1
Coding region: 144-770 (208 amino acids)
Molecular function (GO): calcium ion binding
Source: RefSeq, a predicted model, not a curated record
AUUUCAUUUCCAAGUUACUUGUACAACUUAAGAAACCUCAAAAGCUCUCUGCUUUCACAGAAUCUCUCUCUCUCCCUCUCUCUCUCUGUGCGUGUGCUUCAAGUGAAGCUCGAGAAGAAGAAGAAAAAGGUUAAACCUUCAUUAUGCCGGCAGUGAUGGUGAGAAUUUUCCUUUUGUACAACCUCUUCAACUCGUUUCUCCUCUGUUUGGUCCCCAAGAAACUGAGAGGAAUCUUCCCUCCUUCUUGGUACCCUCACCACGUCGACGAUGACAACCCCAAGAAUCCUCCGCCGUCUUCUUCGCCGUCUCCAUCGCCGCCGCCGGCGAGAGUAGACCCGGUGGAGCUGAAAAGGGUCUUCCAGAUGUUCGACAAGAACGGCGAUGGCCGAAUCACCAAAGAAGAGCUCAAUGACUCUCUGGAGAAUCUUGGCCUCUUCUUACCGGACAGAGAGCUCGCCCAGAUGAUCCAAAAGAUCGACGCGAACGGAGAUGGAUGCGUCGACAUGGACGAGUUCGAGUCUCUGUAUAAAUCGAUCGUAGACCAGAGCGACAAAGAUGACGACAUGAGGGAUGCGUUCGACGUGUUUGACCAGGACGGAGAUGGGUUUAUCACCGUGGAGGAGUUGAAGUCUGUGAUGGGAUCCUUGGGUCUGAAGCAAGGGAAAACCCUAGAGGAUUGCAAGAAGAUGAUCAUGCAAGUGGACGUGGAUGGUGACGGUAGGGUUAAUUACAAGGAGUUUCUGCAGAUGAUGAAAAGCGGCGACCUUUAGCUCGUCGAGUUGAAGGAAGAAGACAAGUUCAAAAGCUCUGACAGUCCCCGUCCAUGUCCGUUCAAUUGAUUGAUUAUUUUUUCUGUAAAUAGCUUCUAAUGGCUCGGACGGUCUGGCUCAACCCACUUUUAUACCCCUGAAAAAAGCUUGCGUAUGAUCCAUUCACACGCUCCCGGCUGAAACAGCAUCGAGCUAACGGGUUUUUGACACGUGUAUGCCGAGAUGGAGAUGCAGGCAGAGGGAAAAGAACAAAGAUUUUCCAUCAUGGAUGUCGAACGUAGAUGCCCUCGCGCGUUUUUUGUGUGUUUUUGUUGAGUUCCUUUGGCUUUUGUAAGAUUCAACUCGUCAGUCUGUUUCAUGUUCUUGAGUAGACUGUUAGCUUUCUUCUCAGUUCGCUGUAUCUGUAGUACAUGUAGUUAGUGUGUGUGUGUGUAUAAGCAGAAGUGAGAUCUUGUGUCUGUUUUCAUACAACAAAUAGUUCGUUCA